UUUGCUGUUUAUUGAGUAAAUUGAAAAAUAAAUUAGUUAAAGUACAAGUGAAGAAAUUAAAAAACAUUUAAUGCAAUUAAUGUUGUAUUUUUUAAAGUUAUUAUUAAUUAUAAUAUAUACCUUUAUCCAAAACAGAUUUAUGAUAGUGUGUGUCGUUUAAGCCAUUGAAUCUUUAUUAAAAGACCGCAUAUGAUCUGAAUAGGUAUAUUUCAGUGCGGGUGCAUGUACUAUAUGUCUGUGCAUGUAACAAAUCGCAAAUUUUUUUUAUUAUUAGAACUUAGUUUAUAAGCAAGUAUUACAUGAUACAUUUUCUGAAUCAUUAUUAAAGGAAAUUUAUUCAUCAUUAGAUUUGAUCGCAGUUCAAGUGUUUAUUCUCCCCUCAUUUUAUUUCUAAGAACGGAAGUUGAGCUGCUCAUAAUUUAAUUUUCUUCGUAGAAUAUCUAAUAUGUAAUUACCAUUGCUUUGUGGUUUAAUGAUUUUUGCCAUUGGUUGAAAACGCGUUGGACAUUUAUCUCUUGAUUAAAUUUUAUUGUGAAGAGACAAAGUUGCAAAAAAAAAAAAACAGAUAGGCAUGAAACUGUUUCUUUUCCCACAAUUUUAUCUAUACAAUAUCUUUGUUACAUCAUGGUUGAAAUACACUUAAUGUGUUUCUGGCAGACAGUAUAAUAAAAUUAUAGGAUGUUUAUAGGAAUAAUGAGUUCUAUCUCGACUUCAUAGUAUGCGAUGUAUAAGCGAUUGAUCCAUGUUACUAGCAGAGACACAUCGUGUGAGAAUGAACUUGGAGAAACUGACGGUGCUUUCUCAUUUUUUUUUCAACCAGAGUACCAAACAUAUGUAUUAGAACUAUUUAUUAUUUUUAUAAAAUUUUUGAAAUUAUUGGCAAAUGACAAUUACAAGUACUAUCAGCCCAGCGCUGAAAUUUGGUCUUCAAUUUUUGGGCUUUUGGCCAGGUGUGUCAUAUUCUACCAUUUAUUGGUCGAGUUUUAUGUCGAGCAUGCUGAUUGUUCAGUAUUUUCAAUAUUUAUACGUAUUUGAUCACUUGAAGAUGAGUGAGUUAUCAAAUCUUGUUGAUAGUUUGGUUGUGACCCUAGAUUACAGUUUGUCAUUUCUUAAAUUGGCUAGUCUAUGGCUACAUCGUCGAGUUCUUCAUAAAAUUUUAGCAGACAUGGAUAAUGAUUGGCGGGAGUGUAUCAAUAUUGAACAGCAUUUAUAUCUGAUGACAAUCAAAGCUAAUAUAUCGCAUUUCUUUUCUAAUGCUUUAUUGAGUUUUAAUGUAAUUGUUGCAACACUUUACCUUUUAGGUGACUAUGUAAUUCGUUUCGUAUUUGUAACUGAAAAAUAUAAUGAUACUGUACGCCAGCUUCCUAUAAAGAUACAAUUUCCAUUUGACAUUCAACAAUCUCCGAUAUUUGAAUUUACUGCUGUAACAGUAUUUAUACAUACAAUGUUACAGCUAUGGACGAUCGCCAUUGUAAAUGGAUUAAUUUUUACUUUGGUGCUCCAUGUAAGUGGACAAAUUGAUAUUAUAUGUGAGGAAUUCAAAAAUAUUUCAAAAAAUAUUCUAUUUUAUGGAUCUUCCGUACCAUUUGGAAUGCUGAUCGAGAGGCAUAAUAAAGUCAUUUCAUUUUCCGACAAUAUCGAACAAUUAUUCUCUUUUAUUGCAUUAAUGCAAGUUGUUUGGAAUACUUUAGUAAUUUGUUGUCUAGGAUUUGUUUUUAUAAUUUCCAUCUAUAAUGGAGCUGGUGUUUUCAUGUUGAUGAAAACUGUCCUUGCUUAUCUUGCCAUAACAACGGAAGCUUUUCUUAUAUGCUUUGUAGGAGAAUAUCUUAGCCAUAAGGGCAAAUUAAUUACCAGUGCAACAUACGAAACGCUGUGGUAUAAUAUGUCGUCAAAUCAAUGUAAAAUUAUAAUGCUUAUUAUGAUGAGAUCACAAAAACGAUUGGCAAUCACAGCAGGAAACAUGUUAUAUAUGUCAUUUGAAACGUUUACAAGUAUUAUGAAGGCAUCAGCAUCUUACGUUUCCGUUUUGAUUGCUAUGUAUUAACAUUAACCAACACAAACAAUAUUUGUUUGUUGAAUUGUAUAACGUAGUUACUAAUAUAAGUCGUUAAUUUAAACAUGUGACAAAUUUUUAAUAAUAAAUUAAAUACGUUAUUAUACAUUAUUAUUACACAUUAUAUAUUUUCUCUAAAAAACCAGCAAACUGCAUUAAACAAUUCAGACACUGACUUUUUACUAGAAAAUUACAUACCUCAUUAAUAUUCAUAUUUCAUAUAUUUUGUUGAUAUAUUUGUAAAUGAAUAUCUGUAAUACUUUAACAGACAAAAUUUUAUUUUUUAAAUUGGUUAAAUAAACAAGUUUCUUGCAGUAACAUUUAAUGAAUUAGUAAAGAAAAAUGCAUUAUUUCAGUUUUAGUCUGAGAGUUUCCUCUUUGUUGUUCUCUCUUCAUUAUCUUUCAAAGACCAGAACUGUAUGAACGUAACUUUUCCGUUUCUGUAGAAUAUCUAAUCAUCAUAAUUGUGUAUUUAGUAAAUUUCUAUUAUUUGAUAGAAAAUGUGGAAAGUCAUUUAGACUUUUUUUCUUGUCUAU
Molecule: messenger RNA, 2589 nt
Organism: Monomorium pharaonis (pharaoh ant)
Lineage: Eukaryota; Metazoa; Arthropoda; Insecta; Hymenoptera; Formicidae
Product: odorant receptor 22c
Biological process (GO): detection of chemical stimulus involved in sensory perception of smell; sensory perception of smell
Cellular component (GO): plasma membrane
Molecular function (GO): olfactory receptor activity; odorant binding
Source: RefSeq, a predicted model, not a curated record